This is a messenger RNA of Pleurotus ostreatus (oyster mushroom), 1194 nucleotides long. RefSeq lists its product as uncharacterized. The transcript is spliced from 6 exons. Gene Ontology annotation, biological process: ceramide biosynthetic process. The record is from RefSeq and is a predicted model, not a curated record. Gene Ontology annotation, cellular component: membrane. NCBI's taxonomy places the organism in Eukaryota, Fungi, Basidiomycota, Agaricomycetes, Agaricales, Pleurotaceae. Gene Ontology annotation, molecular function: sphingolipid delta-4 desaturase activity. The coding region runs from base 1 to 1194 and encodes 397 amino acids.
AUGUCUCCUACCAACACCCAGGAAGGAGUAGAUUUCAGCCUUUACGGCGGUGCAGAGUCGCUUGCUGAGGGCAAGAACCGUCCACCCCGUCGUACCGUGGUCCCAACUCCAACGAAGCAAGAUGAUGGUCGCGCACAUAUAGCACCACCGCAGGAUCCUUCUGACUUCCUUUGGUUGAUGACCGAGGAGCCUCAUCGGUCGCGAAGGAUGGCUAUAUUGAAGGCUCACCCAGAGGUCACCAAACUCAUGGGACAUGAGCCAGUGACGAAGUUCGUGGUCUUCUUCGUGGUUGCGCUCCAGGUGGCGGUCGCCAUCUCACUCCGACACGUCAAACCACUGUCCCCCGUGUUCCUUGUGUGCGCCUACGCGAUCGGUGGCACGGCAAACCACAACCUCUUCCUUGCUAUACAUGAGAUUACCCACAACCUUGCGUUCCGUGGUGUAGCAGCAAAUAAACUACUGGCCAUAUUCGCGAACCUUCCAAUCGGCAUUCCAUAUUCCACGGCCUUCAAGCCAUACCACAUCGAACACCAUAAGUUUAUGGGGCAAGACGGAAUAGAUACUGACCUUCCAACGCGUUUGGAACUACUAUGCCUCAACAAUGUCCUAGGCAAAGUCUUCUUCGCUACAUUCCAAAUCCUCUUCUACGCUCUCCGCCCCACAUUCGUGCGCGCACAAACGCUGACACGGUGGCACUUCUUCAACAUCGCGGCUCAGCUCGUCUUCGACUAUCUCCUUGUCUCAACCUUCGGACCCCGACCGCUAAUAUAUCUUAUUGCAAGCAGUUUCUUCGCUGGUAGCUUGCAUCCCUGUGCUGGGCACUUCAUCGCCGAGCAUUACCUCUGGGACGGUCUGUCACAAGAAACGUAUAGCUAUUACGGACCUCUCAAUAUUCUCGCGUACAACGUCGGCUAUCACAACGAACAUCACGACUUCCCUUCAAUUGCCUGGACUCGACUGCCCGCUCUUCGUGCCCUAGCUCCAGAAUUCUACGAUACAAUCCCCUCGCAUCCGUCCUGGCCCAUGGUCAUCGUCAACUUCAUACGCGACAACGAAGUCGGGCUCUUCGCACGCGCAAAACGGGUAGCGAAGCGCCAAGGCAUGCCCCCCGCUGGAAGUAGGACAGUCGCUAGUCCUUCGAAGUCUAGGCUGGAGGAGGGUGGCAUAGACGAGCAGUCUGACAAGAGCGACUAG